UCUCGCUGCUACUAGGCCGCUGACACCCCGUACGGUCGACGCUCGCGUGAUAUCGUUAAAAAAUUACAACGGUGAUACAUAAUGUAUAUCUCAUGGCCUUAUACUGCCCUAGCUUAAUUUAUUUUAGGCCAUCUUUACGUUGACAUUUAGUGGCAUGCGUACGGUAUGAUAGUCACAUAACCAUCUCGUAAAACAACAUAUCAGUGAAUAAAAUUCAUUGAUGAAAGAGUUUUCUGAAAAAAACCACAGUUUCUUUCUCCAUGGAGCAGCUUUAGGACAUCUUGACGUAUCAAAUAAUUUGCUUCUACUGGGAAAAUGACUACAUUUUCAUAACAGCCUGCUAUGCAUAUGCUCAUGCUGUAAUUUUUCUGUUUCACAAAUUCUCUAUUCAAGUUUUUGCCCUGUAAAAGUGAGUAAAUAUUACCUGGUCACAUUUCUCUAUUGCCGUUUUAAAUGUAGGUAAUGAAAAAGGCUGCGAAGUGGUUGAAGUCAAAGAAGAGAGAAGCCGAGGCAGCGUUUCAGCAGGAGCAAAUGGAAGCACUGUUUGCCACAACUGGCCAUAGUGAAACAGACUGGAAAGAUGAGUCCAAGCGGGUGGACCAGGAAAAUAGCCUGCUGAAAGCGACAAAUGAGCAGCUCCAAACUGAAAAUGAAAACCUCAACAAACGAGUGGAAAUGCUUGAAAAAGCAUUGUGUAGCAAGAUUUUUAGGGCAGGUUUGCAUUUUAUAGCAGCUUUUAUUCCAUUUGCAACGGUAAACUUUUAUUGCUAGCUACUAAGAUGCACAUAUUUGGCUGUUGUUUGUCAUCUCUUUCAGUUAUACUGAACACAUGUGGUAUGUGAAUGUCGAAAGUUGUUCAGCAAAAACAGUUAUUUUCCAUUGAGUACCACCAUGUGUUUCUUUGCACAGAAAACCGCAUGCUGUCUCGGGAGCAUCAACCCGGCUCCUGCACAACAGUGGUUGCGAAAUACUCCGCACACAAGAAAACACCACAGGUACAGGUUUCCCCUGAGGGAGCAGAGCAUGUAUCACCUGCUGCACCCACAAUUGAACAGUCAUCACCCACCAGGCCACAGUCUGCAGCAGAGGCCGAAGCAAGCUGGGAGGGUGCUGAUAGCGAGAUGGUGGAAGGUACAAAGCUGUAUUCACCGAUUGGGAACGAGGUGUUCCUGGGUAGCGGCGUGUGGCUGCAGAAGUCAAUCUAUGGACAUUUGAUGCAGCGCCCAAAAGAUGGCAUUUUUGUUCGUGAGGCCAGCGUGCAAGUAUAUUCGACUGCCGGCCUCAUGAACAGAAGUGUCACUGGCGCUGCAUCAAAUAGGACAAAAACGGAGGCCAAGCCACCCUUGGAUGCAAUAAAAUAUGAUGUUCUGAAAGCAUUUUUCAGGCACUACCUUGAGCGCCGAUGCAGCAACGUGCAAGAAAUUGCAACAAGACAAAGUUGCCUUGGCAAAGUAGUCGCCUGCAAGAUCCCAUAUAUUAUGAAAGGCCAUAAGAAACAUAUGUAAUUUUGAUAUGGAGAAUAUAUUGUACAUAUAUAUGCCUCAA
Messenger RNA from Dermacentor andersoni, 1545 nucleotides. RefSeq names its product BEN domain-containing protein 5-like. Gene Ontology annotation, biological process: negative regulation of DNA-templated transcription. NCBI's taxonomy places the organism in Eukaryota, Metazoa, Arthropoda, Arachnida, Ixodida, Ixodidae. Gene Ontology annotation, molecular function: DNA binding. The record is from RefSeq and is a predicted model, not a curated record.